Messenger RNA from Argentina anserina (silverweed cinquefoil), 1995 nucleotides. RefSeq names its product xyloglucan glycosyltransferase 4-like. Gene Ontology annotation, cellular component: Golgi apparatus. The transcript has 4 exons. Gene Ontology annotation, molecular function: glycosyltransferase activity. Bases 1 to 1971 code for a protein of 656 amino acids. NCBI's taxonomy places the organism in Eukaryota, Viridiplantae, Streptophyta, Magnoliopsida, Rosales, Rosaceae. The record is from RefSeq and is a predicted model, not a curated record.
AUGGCUCCAAACAACUCAGUUGCAGUCACAAUCCAGAAGCCAGACAACUCUUUUCUAAAGGCCAAGUCUUUAGACUCCUCUGUGUUCUUUGAUAAGCAGAAAGUAGCGAGCCCCAAGCAAUUUACGUGGGUUCUUCUUCUCAAAGCCAACAGAAUCUUUGCUUGCCUUUCAUGGCUUCCAAUGGCAUUCGGAAAACGCAUUGCUCUAUCGGAUAUGAGCGAUGAGGAGCCGAGAAAUCGAGGAAAGUUGUACACAUUCAUCAAGGCUUUUCUUCUUUUGUCAAUAGUGGCUUUGGGAGUUGAAGUUACUGCUCAUUACAAGAACUGGAAUUUGAAUCUAGUUCAUCAACCUUGGGAGGUUCAGGGUCUGGUGCACUGGUCCUAUGUAGCUUGGUUGUCUUUCAGAGUCGACUAUAUUGCACCAGUGGCGAUCUUUCUUUCUAAGUUCUGCAUUGUUCUGUUCCUGAUUCAAUCUCUUGAUAGAUUGGUUUUGUGUCUUGGAUGCUUCUGGAUCAAGUUCAAGAAGGUCAAGCCUACCAUUGAGCCAGAUGCUUAUGAUGUUGAAGACCCUUUUAGCUUCCCAAUGGUCCUUCUUCAGAUUCCAAUGUGCAAUGAGAGAGAGGUGUACGAACAAUCCAUCGCGGCGGCGUGUCAGAUGGAUUGGCCUAGGGACAGACUUUUGAUUCAAGUUUUGGAUGACUCAGACGACAUAGUUCUACAGAAUUUAAUCCAAGAUGAAAUCUCAGCAUGGAGUCAGAAAGGUAUCAAUAUAAUCUACAGGCAUAGAUUGAUAAGAACUGGCUACAAAGCUGGGAAUCUUAACUCGGCUAUGGGAUGUGAGUAUGUCAAAGACUAUGAGUUUGUGGCAAUUUUUGAUGCUGAUUUCACACCCAAUCCUGAUUUCCUGAAACUCACUGUUCCUCAUUUCAAGGGAAAUCCAGAAUUAGGAUUAGUUCAGGCCAGGUGGUCAUUUGUGAACAAGGAUGAGAAUUUACUUACAAGGCUGCAAAACAUCAACUUGUGCUUCCAUUUUGAAGUGGAGCAGCAGGUUAAUGGUAUCUUUCUCAACUUCUUCGGAUUCAAUGGAACCGCAGGAGUUUGGCGAAUUAAGGCCCUGGAAGAAUCUGGAGGUUGGCUAGAGAGAACAACAGUUGAAGACAUGGACAUUGCAGUCCGAGCACACUUGAAUGGAUGGAAAUUCAUCUUCCUCAAUGAUGUAGAAGCCCUCUGUGAAUUACCAGAGUCUUAUGAAACUUAUAAGAAGCAGCAGCAUCGAUGGCAUUCGGGUCCAAUGCAGCUCUUCAGAUUAUGCCUUCCUGCUAUCCUAACUUCCAAGAUAUCUAUAUUCAAGAAGGCCAACUUGAUAUUUCUCUUUUUUCUAUUGAGGAAGCUGAUUCUUCCCUUUUACUCAUUCACAUUGUUCUGCAUCAUACUUCCAUUGACAAUGUUCAUACCAGAGGCUGAAUUACCUCUUUGGGUAAUCUGCUAUGUACCUAUUUUCAUGUCCUUCCUCAAUAUUCUACCAUCCCCAAAAUCCUUCCCUUUCCUAGUCCCAUACCUGCUGUUUGAAAACACAAUGUCUGUCACAAAAUUCUCUGCCAUGGUCUCCGGCCUAUUUCAGCUGGGAAGUUCUUACGAGUGGGUGGUGACAAAGAAGACUGGAAGAUCAUCUGAGUCAGAUUUGAUCGCGCUAGCUGAAAAGGAAACAUCACAUGAUGAGAAGAUCCUAAGGAGGAACUCAGAGUCUGGUUUAGAAUUGUUGAGUAAACUCAAGGAACAAGAAGUGGCAGGACCUCCCAAGAAGAAGAAAAAUGGGAUUUAUAGGAAGGAACUUGCUCUUGCUCUUCUGCUACUUACAGCAUCAGCAAGAAGUUUCCUGUCAGCACAUGGAGUUCACUUCUAUUUCUUGCUUUUCCAAGGAUUGUCAUUUCUUGUUGUAGGUUUGGACUUAAUAGGUGAGCAGAUUAGUUAAAAGCUUCAAACAAAGUGCAGUCAU